Dioscorea cayenensis subsp. rotundata (Guinea yam) is the source of this 1585-nucleotide messenger RNA. Its product is annotated as protein root UVB sensitive 2, chloroplastic. The record is from RefSeq and is a predicted model, not a curated record. Bases 118 to 1416 code for a protein of 432 amino acids. Gene Ontology annotation, biological process: response to UV-B; auxin polar transport. The transcript is spliced from 9 exons. Gene Ontology annotation, cellular component: chloroplast envelope. Lineage: Eukaryota; Viridiplantae; Streptophyta; Magnoliopsida; Dioscoreales; Dioscoreaceae.
AAAACUCCCCUCCACUUCGAUAGACCCUUCCCAGUUCACCGCUCGCCGCUCUCCAUUUCAAGGUCUCGCUCGGGACAAAGCCUUUGCCGCCAUUGGAGCUCUCACAAGGAGCUACUCAUGGAUUGCAUCCUCGACCGGCUGAAGGGGCGGAAGAGGAAGGAGCAACAGAGAGAGGAGCUCCGGCGACCGGAUUUCUGGGUAGAGACCUCUGAUUCUGUAUCUCAUCUCUGCCGCUUCGAUGCCGAUGGCCACCUCUCGGUGAAGGUGCUCACAGAUUCCCGGCCAGUAGUCCAGAGGGUGGUGGAGUCUUUCCUGAAUAAAUUUUUCCCAUUGGGAUACCCUUACAGUGUAAAUGAGGGCUAUCUGACCUACACGCAGUUUCGAGCUUUGCAACAUUUUUCCAGUGCUGCACUUUCUGUUCUCUCAACUCAGUCUCUUCUAUUUGCUGCAGGCUUGCGACCUACCCCCGCACAAGCAACUGCAGUAAGCUGGAUUUUAAAAGAUGGCAUGCAACAUGCUGGAAAACUAAUAUGCAGUAGUAUGGGUGCAAGAAUGGAUGCAGAGCCAAAGAGUUGGAGGAUACUGGCUGAUGUUCUCUACGAUCUUGGUACGGGAUUGGAGGUCCUUUCACCAUUAUGCCCCAACCUCUUUCUAGAAGUGGCUGGUUUGGGCAACUUUGCAAAGGGAAUGGCAGUUGUUGCAGCAAGAGCAACGAGGUUGCCAAUAUAUUCUUCUUUUGCUAAAGAGGGAAAUCUCAGUGACUUAUUUGCCAAAGGGGAGGCCAUCUCAACAUUGUUUAAUGUUGUUGGAAUGGGAGUAGGCAUUCAAUUAGCAUCCACAGUUUGUUCAUCACUUCAAGGAAAGUUGCUAGUUGCGCCUCUACUUUCUGCAAUACAUAUUUAUAGUGUGACAGAAGAAAUGCGAGCAGCUCCAGUUAACACAUUGAAUCCUCAAAGAACAGCGAUGAUUGUAGCCAAUUUUGUCAAGACAGGUAGAAUAUCAAGUCCUGCUGACUUAAGAUACAGAGAGAAUCUUCUAUUUCCCGAUCGCAUAAUAGAGGAAGCCGGAAACGUCAAAGUUGGGCUUCCAUUGCGCAAUGUCAUGCAGAAUUUUUCGAAGCUCAAAGAGCUUAAAGAAAUAUUCCCCGACGAGAAGUUUCUAAUCAGUCAUAAAGGCAAGAAAACUUGUAUGAUCCUCGAGCACAAUGCGACAGGAGAAGAUGCAUUACGAGGCUGGUUGGUUGCGGCUUUUGCGGCCGCAGAUUUGGAGAAAUCAAACACCCAGUCCCAGACUGUUAUGAUGUCUGCCUAUGCCAAGAUGGAAACAAUUUUUCCAAUGCUUCUAUCUGAGCUGAAAACCAGAGGAUGGCACACUGAUCAAUUCUUAGAUGGAAAUGGUUGCAGAUUCUCAUUCUAACUUGCUGAUUGUUUGUUUUACCUACUUAAAAAUUUUAUCAGCAAAUUGUUAAUGUUCUAAUUCAUUGUUUCUUCCUACUGAAUGAGAAAGUGGGAAAACACAUGUUCUGCUGUUGAACAAUGAUUUCUGUUGCAAGAUUGAAUUUUGAAGAUGGCUUCAGUUAAGAAAU